Messenger RNA from Octopus sinensis (East Asian common octopus), 456 nucleotides. Its product is annotated as cyclic nucleotide-gated olfactory channel-like. Lineage: Eukaryota; Metazoa; Mollusca; Cephalopoda; Octopoda; Octopodidae. The transcript has a single exon. Gene Ontology annotation, molecular function: protein-containing complex binding; monoatomic ion channel activity. The coding region runs from base 1 to 456 and encodes 151 amino acids. Gene Ontology annotation, cellular component: membrane. Gene Ontology annotation, biological process: monoatomic ion transport; transmembrane transport. The record is from RefSeq and is a predicted model, not a curated record.
AUGGAAAGUGAUUCAGAAGACGAAGGUUUGGCUUUACAAGUGGAACGCAAGGAAGAAGAGAAACGUAACCAUCACUACGUGCUUAGUCCCGAGGGAACGUUUAUGAUGUAUUGGCUCUUCAUGUUGACACUGGCUGUUCUUUAUAACCUUUGGACGUGUAUAGCGCGAGAGGCGUUCCAAGAAAUACAACUUCAACACAUAGCUCUUUGGACCAGCUUGGAUGUCAUUUGUGAUGUCAUCUACUUAACAGACAUCGUCGUACAGUUCCGUACCGGAUAUUUAGAGCAAGGUUUACUCGUGUACGACUCGAAAAAACUCAGCAAAAACUAUUACUCUUCAUCAGACUUCCGUAUGGACGUUGCAUGUUUAGCCCCAUUAGACUUCUUACAGUUCGCCAUUGGUUGGCAUCCAAUACUUCGUUUCCCCCACGCUUUCUCAAGGUAUACAGGUCUUUAA